Equus quagga is the source of this 875-nucleotide messenger RNA. It is a transcript of the gene RPS3, whose product is annotated as ribosomal protein S3. Gene Ontology annotation, cellular component: cytosolic small ribosomal subunit; nucleus. The transcript has 7 exons. The record is from RefSeq and is a predicted model, not a curated record. The coding region runs from base 66 to 797 and encodes 243 amino acids. Gene Ontology annotation, biological process: translation; positive regulation of apoptotic signaling pathway. Lineage: Eukaryota; Metazoa; Chordata; Mammalia; Perissodactyla; Equidae. Gene Ontology annotation, molecular function: RNA binding; structural constituent of ribosome.
CGUCCUUUAUACCUACUUCCGCCCCCGAGUUACUUCCUUUCCUUUCGGCGGCGCGCGGGGGCAAGAUGGCGGUGCAAAUUUCCAAGAAGAGGAAGUUUGUCGCUGAUGGCAUCUUCAAAGCUGAACUGAAUGAGUUCCUCACUCGGGAGCUGGCUGAAGAUGGCUACUCUGGAGUUGAGGUCCGGGUUACACCCACCAGGACGGAAAUCAUCAUCUUGGCCACCAGGACGCAGAAUGUUCUUGGUGAGAAGGGCCGGCGGAUCCGGGAGUUGACCGCUGUGGUUCAGAAGAGAUUUGGCUUCCCUGAGGGCAGUGUAGAGCUGUAUGCUGAAAAGGUGGCCACGAGGGGUCUGUGUGCCAUUGCCCAGGCAGAGUCUCUGCGCUACAAACUCCUGGGAGGCCUUGCUGUGCGGAGGGCCUGCUAUGGUGUGCUGCGGUUCAUCAUGGAGAGUGGGGCCAAAGGCUGCGAGGUCGUGGUAUCUGGGAAACUCCGAGGACAGAGGGCUAAAUCCAUGAAGUUUGUGGACGGCCUGAUGAUCCACAGUGGGGACCCUGUCAACUACUAUGUGGACACUGCUGUGCGCCAUGUGCUGCUCAGACAGGGUGUGCUGGGCAUCAAAGUGAAGAUCAUGCUGCCUUGGGACCCAAGUGGUAAGAUUGGCCCUAAGAAGCCGCUGCCUGACCACGUGAGCAUUGUGGAACCCAAAGAUGAGAUACUGCCCACCACCCCCAUCUCAGAACAGAAGGGUGGGAAGCCAGAGCCGCCUGCCAUGCCCCAGCCAGUACCCACGGCAUAACAGGGUCUCCUUGGCAGCUGGAUUUGGAGUCUGGAUGUUGCUCUAUAAAGACCUUUAAUAAAAUGUUUUUAAAAGAUA